AUGGACUACAACUCUGAAGAGUCAGAUAUCAGUGAGUCUGAGAUUGAAGAGUAUUCUGAGAAACCUUACGAACAGUUAAAGGCUGGGAAAUACAAAGUUCGGAUUUUCAAUGGCACUCUAAGGUGCCCAUAUUGUUCUGGAAAAAAGAAGCAGGAAUUCAAAUAUAAAGACUUGUUGCAACACGCAACUGGAGUAGGCAAAGGUUCAGCAAACAGAAGCGCAAUGCAAAAGGCGAAACAUCUUGCUCUGGCAAAGUAUUUGCAGACCGACUUAGUUAAUGAAGCAGAACAAGUACCUCCCCCAACUGUGACCCAAACUGCCAUUCAACCUGUCCAGCAAGCUGAAAAUUAUGUUUGGCCAUGGACAGGCAUAAUUGUUAACAUAAAGAGCGAAUUUCAUGAUUCUGGAUACUGGCUAAAGGAAUUUGUCAAGUACAAACCAUUGGAUGUACAUGUAUUCAUGAUGGAUGGUGUUGCUCAGGCUGUAAUAGACUUCAACAAUGACUGGCAUGGUUUCAUGAAUGCAUGUGAAUUUGAAAAAUCCUUGGAAACUAAACAUCAUGGAAAAAGGGAUUGGAAUCCGAUGGACUUGCAGGCCAGUUCAGACAUUUAUGGAUGGCUUGCACGUGAAGAUGAUUUUUAUGGUGGAGGGUCAAUUGGGGAGUACCUUCGCAACAAAGGAAGGCUGAGAACAAUUUCAGAUAUUGUACAAGAAGCAUCUGAAAACAGAAGCAGCAUUGUGGAAAACCUGGCUAAUGAAAUUGAUAUUACAAAUGAAAACCUCAACAAAAUGCAGUAUAAGUAUAAUGAGAAAACAAUGACCUUAAGUAGGAUGCUGGAGGAGAAAGACAAGCUUCACAAUGCUUUUGUUGAAGAGCCGAAGACAAUCCAAACCCGUUCCGGAAACGAUAUCUUCACCUGCAAAUCAUAA
Molecule: messenger RNA, 930 nt
Organism: Lathyrus sativus (Indian pea)
Lineage: Eukaryota; Viridiplantae; Streptophyta; Magnoliopsida; Fabales; Fabaceae
Source: the annotation of a GenBank genome assembly